This is a messenger RNA of Egretta garzetta (little egret), 4630 nucleotides long. Its product is annotated as C-type lectin domain family 4 member E. Lineage: Eukaryota; Metazoa; Chordata; Aves; Pelecaniformes; Ardeidae. The transcript is spliced from 6 exons. Bases 3541 to 4209 code for a protein of 222 amino acids. The record is from RefSeq and is a predicted model, not a curated record.
AUCACACCUGGUGGCACUUCCUCUGCGUUUUCUGCCUUUCACUUUGUCAGUAUUCCCUUCUAGACUGCUUGACUUUAUUUGACUGUUGCAGUUAAGUCUUUCCCUUCACAUCGUUCUGAAUUCAAGAAAACUGGAAAGCAGGACUCCCCAGGAGAUUCAAGUUGAUGGAAAAACUGCCAUCAACCGCUGAAAAUGAGUUAACUAGAUCCACGCAUUCAUUUCUGAACAUGAGCACACUUGCUAUUCUUUGUUGGUGAUUGGAACUCUCCCGUGCAUUCUCCAUCCUGCUUCGGGUGAUUUGUUGCUUCUAAAACCAGGCACCUUCAGCAUUCCCAACAUGUGGUUUGCUGUGUUUCCACCUCUUAAAUAGGAGCUGCAACUAAUUUAUUGUGUGGUAUAAUUUUGCAGAAAAGCUGAUGAAGUUUUAUCUUCCAGCUUCUGGAUUUCAGCUUCUCAGAUCCUGAGUACCUCUGAGGGAAGUUGCGUUUUGUCUUCUCCUGCAACUCUGAGUCCUGCAAGACACCUUGUUACUGCAAUAUUUUCCUUAGUUCAUGUCCCAUUAUUCUUUUCUGUAUCCAUGCUGUGAUUGUUGACUCUUGUCUGUACUGCAAGGGUCUGUGAAAGUAUAUUCAAGGUUCUCCAGUGCCUAUUUCUAGGAGUUCACUUGUCAUAACCAAGUACCACUGUCUGGUGGUUCAGGAGCUGGCCGUUCUGCACUUCCAGGUGCUACCUUGUUGUUCCCAGCACACUGAUCUGACACAUAUAUUUGUGAAGAGAAAUAACCACAGGUCACUCAUGAAAAUCUCCAUGACUGGAGCAGGUAGAAAACAGGUGAGAAUCUUUACUUAUAGAACUGUGGAAAGAUGUAGAGGAAGACUGAGCUCAUAGUGCUGGUGUUAUGGAGCAGGAGAGAGAAAUAAGUUUCUGCCAUUUUGGAAACACAAGACAUUUGCAAUGGUUCCAGCGCCUUUCACUGAGGUGAUAACCUCUACCACCACUGGUCCCAGCUGCCUAGUACCAGGACUGGUAAGGAGAUUCUGUGCAGGCCAGCACAGAGUUUGGCUACUGUCAUCACUUUGAGACUCUCUAUCCCAGAGUGGGACAGAGCUGUUAGUCACCUGAAUGUUGUGAGGCCACCUGUUGAUUUGCUGGGAACAGUAGCUUGGUUUGUGAUGCUGAAAAGAAAGUAAUUUACUGUCUCUCUGCUUUAGACCCUGUGCACACAGCAAAGUGCUUUCACAUGAGAGUGCUUGCACAGACCUUCAUCUUGGUCAAAUGGCCUGGAUAGCAACAACUGAUAAAACAGGAAUGUGAACAUAAGGAGCUGUGUGAACUGAAUACCUGAAACGAUCUGGGAGGGCAUUUGCCCCAAACCCACUAUUGUUAAAGAAGAACGUGGCCAUCAACUGGCUUAACAGUAACCAGGGAAUUAGUGAAAGGCUUUUGAGACAGAGAAGAACUAGUCUGAAAAACAAGUUUAGAACAGCAAGAACAUUUUUCACAGAGAGAAGAGAGAGAAGUGGGAAGGAAGUGGCAGUUGAAAUCUGGUUUGUCAGUUGCCCUGCAACAGAGCAUCCUCCCUGUGGGAUGCCAUGGGUAGCCUGCAUUCCUGGCAGUAAGGGGUGUGACAUGUACAAACCCACAACUUCAGUGUGUGUACAUGACCUUGUGCUUUCUCACUGGCCUGUGGGUUAGCAGACUGUAGGAAGUGGCAUGGAUACACACUGGCCCUAUGACUCCAGCAGGAAGUGUGUGAGAACAGGGGAACCCCUGCUCCCAGAAAAGGGGAUGUGUUCUUGCAGACUGUACUUCCUGUGGCAGGGGUGGGAAGUUGCUCAAGUAAUCACGUGAAUGUGUGUGUAUGUGGAGGUUUUGGGAAUGUAUGUAUGUGUAUGUAGAGCUUUUGGGAAUGAGUUACGUAAAGGUGUUUAGAAAUUUGUAGGUGUUUAUUAAUAUUUUGUGUCUGGUAUUGUGCUUUAUCUGUUGGAUUGCUGAUAGUGACCCUGAAUAUAUAGGUCAUGGUCUGUCAGUUAGUUACAAGUCAUGAAUAAAUUGGUAAACUGCUUAGAUCCAUCCUGAUUAGAUUAAACCACAUGAACUCAGCACAUUUUCCUUCUGACAAGUUUUGUACCCUCUGCAUUCUCCAUACUGAUCAGCCAAAGUCAGCUCCCCACCCAUAUGCGCAAAAGCAAGUAUAUUUUAGAGCAAUAACAAAGAACAAUGCAUUCUCAUUUUUGGGUACCUGUGGUGCAAUUCAGUUCUGUUCUCCAGUGUGGCAGCUAGGAACUUUAAAAAAUGUCACUUGAGAAUCUCUCACUGCGCUUCGAAUCCAGUAGCUAGUACCUUCUAGUAGCUCAUACCUUCUACAACAAUACCAGCAAGCAUGCGUAGGGACCAUCUUUCCAAUGCAACAGAGCUGUUGGAUGAUUCGACCCUGCCUGCAGCCUGUCGUGCACAAAAAAACAUAUUCAGAGGAUAUUUUCUACAUACAAUUUAGGCUUGUCCUCAUUGGUAACCAGUUUUGUGCCCUGCUCUUUUGAGACUUCAACUGAUAUGCUUGUGCUAUUGUGUUAGCUUUCCCAUUCCUUCCUCAGUGCACCCAUGCAUGCCUCUUCACAGGGAGAAACUAGCUGAUGGGACAUGGAAGACCAAAGGCUGCGUACCCACCCCAGUCCAUUCAGAGUACCAAGAGAUCCAAGGGAUUCUUUAUCCUUAGGGGUAUCCUUAGUCCUUAGGGACACUUUAUCCUGCAGGAUAUUGAAUCAGGUCGCCUUGCUCAGUGCUAGAACCACCACUUAUGGCUGUGCCUUUUGUAGUCAUGACCAAGUAAAACUUCAUGAUCUGUAAUGCACAGGGAUUCUGGCACCGUCUACUGAUCCCUUUUAACCUCCAGCUCCAUAAUGACAGGUCAUAUGCAAACCCUCCACUCAAAGUUUCAUCCUCUUUUUAUGAGCAAUUAGUUAAAAAGAGUGUUGGCAAGUUCUUUGCUGUUCUCUGGGUUACUGGGCUCAGGCUUCACAUAGGGACUUGCCCAGACUGAGUCACAGGUAUGCUUUCCUGCCAUUUUUUGACAGUUGCCCUUUUGCAGGACAUUGUGAGUGGGUCUAGCCCUUUUCUAGCAAAUACCAACAGCAUACACAUUUUCAUGCACAUACUCAUUCACCGAGGAAGAACAAACACCAGAGAGGUAAGGCCAGUGGUACAUCCUGUGAGACUUCUUGAAUAUGUGCAAAAGGAGGUCUGAUCUGGAAUGAUACUACUCUUCAUCUGUUUUCAUUUGCCUCUGUGAGUUUCUGUGUUGCAACAAGCACCUUGUGAAAUGCUGUGACAGAGAAAUGAUGAAAAUUCCCCCAUCUCCAUGUGCUUCGGGGAACACCCAAGAUAUGGCUUUUUCUGCACAAUGGAUUAGAGACUGUGAAGGCUCCUUGCCAGUGUGGGAGCUGCCCUAGUGCAGUCUUCAGUUCAGGAGGAAGGCUGUAUUCGUGGCCAUAUUGGCAAUGUGGACUCUUGUUGGAGAAGAGUGAUACUGUGGUAGAGAUAAUGAAUCACCGAGGGAGAGUCAGUCCUGGAACUGCAGCCCCAGCAGAAGAGAGAAGCUGCUCCUGGCUGAACCCCUGGGUCUUCCUUGUUUCUGCCCUUGCCAUCAAAACUGCCUUUGUAACCAUCUGCCUUGUUGUUUUCCUUCACGGAAGCUAUGGCCAGUACAAGACGCUGCUCCAGAACGCUACAGAGUGGCGAUGUGUCCCCAACGUAUCUGCAGGCAAAAGGGAGGGCUGGAUAUGCUGCCCGAAGGGCUGGAAACGCUUUCAAGAAAAGUGUUAUUACAUAUCAGAUGACAAGAUGAGCUGGACUGAGAGUGCACAGAACUGCACUGGGAUGGGCUCCCACCUGGUGGUGAUCAACACCAAAGCAGAGCAGGAAUUCCUCUUCAACUUGGCAAAAGGAGUAGUUACUAAUGCCUAUGAAACAAAAUACUACAUAGGCUUAACUGCUUACGAAAAUGGGCAAUGGCAGUGGGUGGAUCAGACUCCAUAUAAGAAGGCAGCCACGUUCUGGAAACCCGGGGAACCCAAUUUACUCUUUGCAGAAAAAUGUGCUGCAAUUCACAUCAAGGGAAACAGAGACUCCAACACUUACAGUAACUGGAAUAACAUCAUUUGCUUCACAAAUUGCUAUCGCAUUUGUGAACUGGCAGUCAAAUAUGUCUGAGGAAGGAAACUCCACUUUGGAUGAAGGACCUGAAGGAGUAUCCUUGAGAAAGGGCAGCUCAUGAAAGAGCUGAUGAAAAGGUGGUCAGAACCCACACAAAUGCUUUAUCUUGCAGUGUAUGAUGUAUGGAUGAGCAAGCCUGCCACAGAAUCCCACCUCUGAAGGACCUCAGUUCCCAGCCUGUGCCCCUGCAUCUCUUUCCAAACUGAAGAUCAGCCUUGGAUGAAAUCACUCAGGCUGAUGUCAAGGAUCUAUUGUGCCCCUUUUCACUCUCCUCCUUCGUAGAUGGGUGCCCUGGUCCUCCAGUACUUUCCUUGACUCCAGGUCCAGGUCAAUGAUGCCAAAAAGGCCCUCUCUCUGUUUCAUGAAAGGAUACUGGUGCUACAAGUCACUGGAGCAGAAUUUGAAAGAAGAGCAUUUA